Triticum aestivum (bread wheat) is the source of this 287-nucleotide messenger RNA. RefSeq lists its product as uncharacterized. The record is from RefSeq and is a predicted model, not a curated record. Lineage: Eukaryota; Viridiplantae; Streptophyta; Magnoliopsida; Poales; Poaceae.
CUGCUUGUGUCUUUGGCUGCCACUGUUUGAAUCGGUGGGAGGGAGAGCUGGGCAGAGACGGGGGCGAGUACAUCAAAGACGAUGGCCUGCGAUGUCGCCGCCGACGAGCCACCUACCAUCCCCACAGUACAGGAGCUUCACGCGCCCGACAAGCUACCCGUCAUCCCCAGCGUACAGGAGCUUCGUGCGCCCGACAAGCCCCACGCCGUCUGCACCGUACAGGAGCUCCGCGCGGGCGACGCGUCCUCCGCCAUCGGCAGGGCCCCCGAUCUCUGCGCCGAUGACGC